This is a messenger RNA of Stegodyphus dumicola, 2481 nucleotides long. RefSeq names its product transducin beta-like protein 2. Gene Ontology annotation, biological process: endoplasmic reticulum unfolded protein response. Gene Ontology annotation, molecular function: protein binding. The record is from RefSeq and is a predicted model, not a curated record. Gene Ontology annotation, cellular component: endoplasmic reticulum. Lineage: Eukaryota; Metazoa; Arthropoda; Arachnida; Araneae; Eresidae.
UUGCUCACAUGGACACACCGUUAGCGUCGCCGAAACAAGUAGUUAGCUAGUCAUGGAAGAUUUAGUUUACGAAUGCAUUCCGUUUGUUUUGGGCUUAGCUUCAAUAUUCUUUGCAUACUUAUGGUACAUUCGUCAGUCAAAACAGCCUGAAAAGCUGGAAAUUGAUGCUGAACCAUGCAAGGAAGAGGAUCCCAAAGAAGAAGAAUUUGAACCAACCUCAAAAAAUGCAUUAAAGGGAAAGAAAGCAGCACCAAUAAAGCGAAAAGAAGUUAAAGAUACAUAUUCUCAUCCAUGGUUGUUAUGUAGUUUAAAAGGUCACAGUGGACAAAUUUUGGACUUAGAUUUUAGCUCUAACGGUAAACAGUUGGGAUCAUGUGCUGAUGAUCGUUCUGUGAUGUUAUGGAGUGUGAAAACCUUUGCUGAAAAAAAUCACAGAUCUGUCCGAGCCAAUGUUGAAUAUGAUCAUGCUACUCGUAUUAAAUGGAGUCCUGACAGCAAAGCAUUCAUAAUUUCAGCAGCAUCUGCUAAUACUAUUCAAGUUUACAAAGUUGGGAAAAAAAGUGAUGGUACCCUUGGAAAUAUUGAGCCAAUAUUAAAGUUUCCAGAAGCACAUAAUGCAGAUAUUAUAAAUAUUGGCAUUGCAUGUAAUGGCCAUUUCAUUAUGAGCUGCUCAUCUGACACAACAAUUAUUGUAUGGGAUUUAAAAGGACAAAUACUUGCUACAGUUGACACAUUGCACAUCAACAACUAUUACGCUUGUGUUUCUCCAUGUGGAAGGUUUAUAGCAUCUUCAGGUUUUACACCUGAUGUUAGAGUAUGGGAAGUAUGCUUUACAAAAACUGGAGAAUUUAAAGAAGUAAAAAGAGCUUUUGAAUUAAAAGGGCAUACAUCAGGAAUUCAUCAUUUUAGUUUUUCCAAUGAUUCAUCUAGGAUGGUGACAUUUUCAAAGGAUGGCACAUGGAAAUUGUGGGACACGAAUAUUGAGUAUAGUAAAGGACAAGAGCCUUAUCUUUUAAAAACAUGUAACCAUGGCAUAAAUGCUAAGUGCAUAACAGCAUUGUCACCAGAUGGUAGGACCAUCGCUCUAGCACCUAUAACUUCAUCUGAUCUCUAUAUAUAUUCUGCUGUGACUGGAGAUUUUCAAGUGAAACUAGAAGAAAUUCAUUCAGAUCCUAUACGAGCUUUACUGUUUUCUCCUGAUGGGCAAUAUUUAAUUGUAGCAGCAGGAAAGCAUAUAAGGAUAUUUCAUAAUAUACCUGGCUAUAAGAAUAAAAUUUUAGGUUAUGAAGAAGCAAAGAAAAAUGCAACAAAUGCUACAAUGAAAGAACGUCUGCAAAGUCAGAUAGAAGAAGCUAAGGACAUCUUGCGAAACUUUGGAGAAAACUAAUAUUUUUGUAUACUUUUUAUACAAAUCAUCAUUGUUAAAAUAUUUUAAAGCUAAAAAUAAAUACAUCUCAACUAUUUAAUAAAUCAUUCCAGUUUUGUGCCAUUUUUCACCUUUACCAAAGUAAUAAGAGUACAAAAAUGUAAAAUAUAUAUUUUUAACAUGGCAGUGAGUGUUUGAGGUGUUUAUUUUUUGUAUUUCAGUUUAAUUGCUUUUCUUCAGUUUCGUGAAAACGAUGUUUAUUUCUAUAGCUCCUAUUUCCUUUUUCAUAUGAUUGCUUUUUUGCCUUGCCAUUUCUAAAAUUUAUUUAAAAAUCUGAUUUAUAACAUUAUUUUAAAAAUUAAAUAAAUGUAAAACCCUCAGAACUGAUUUAUCUAGAAGUAAUUUAAGUAAUUGCUUAGAAAAAUCAUAAAUAAUUGCUGAGAUUUAAUAAAUACUGUGGCUUUAAUUGCUUUUUCAUACAGAAUUAAAAUAUUUGAUAGGUGAAAUUGAAUCUUGGAAUUGGGAGAAAAUUGAAUCUUCAAAUUUACAUGGUGUAGAAAAAAUUAGAAACCUUGCGCCUUUUUAUGUAUAACGUGUACUAUAAAUUAAAACUUGAUUGAUCUGAUUAAGUUAAAACUUGGUCUAAUUGCUAUACUAAAUUAUACAACUUUAAAAUUUGAUGGGAAGCAUGUGAAAUUUUGAUUUAAUUUUGUAUAUUCCAUUUAUCCAUUUUUUUAAAGAGUUAUUUCAAACCAUAAUGAAACUUUUUUUUGUAAUUGUGUGUUGUGCUCGACUGUGGUAAAUGUUUUAAUACACUAAAGUGUUAAAUCUGUCUCUCUAGUCUUUGAUCAAAUCUUUGCCAGUUAUAAAAUUAAUGCAGUAUACAUUUUUAAAGCACUUUUUUUAAUUUAAAAACCUUAAACUAUUAUUAUUGGCACUGCAAAAGUUUAAAAAGUAACUUGUUCGUAUAUAUUUUCCCCUACUUUUUUAAGCAAAUUGUUGACUUUAUCGUAAAUUUUGCCGUGUUGUGUGCAUAUUUCCCAUUUUGCUUUGAUUUUUUGAUUAAAAAAAAUAUUUGAAAAUAAUUUUUUCCAAUAAAGGUGUAUGUCAAAUAA